AUUUAAUUCCACAUUUCCUCCUGUGCCUCUUUAUAAGGAGCAGUCAAAUCCGCCCAAGCUUGGACUUAAGGCUAGCUUUUGCCUUCAAGACAGCAUGAGCAUUCUACCCCUCUCUUUGUGAAGCGCUGCUUGAGAAUAGAUCUCACGUUUGCAAAAAGAGCCAUCUGGAGAAUCAGUCUGCAUGUAAAACAUUAAACGUUGAAGACCAUGGCGGCAAGCAAUGGUUUUAAAGCAGUAGCUGUUUACUGGACUCUCAUUCUAUGCUGUCCUUCAUUAACCCAUGCCAAUCUGAACUGGGAAAUACAGCGAUAUGAUGGAUGGUACAACAAUCUCGCCCAUCACAGCAGGGGUACAGUCGAUGCCCCGUUUGUGCGCCUGCUGCCUGCUCGGUAUGCUGACGGAGUUUACGAGGUUUUACAGGAACCGGAGUUACCAAAUCCCCGCCAGAUCAGCAAUGUGGCGAUGAAAGGAGAAUCAGGAAUACCGUGCGCCAAAAACCGAACUGUUCUCUUUGUCUACUUUGGGCUUCUAGUCUUUGAUGAGAUUUUGGAGGUGGUUGGAACUGGAUGCCCUACGGAAUUUCUAAACAUUCGGGUUCCUUCUGGGGACGAGAUUUUUGACCCCAACAGCACCGGGAGGGUGGAGCUGCCUUUCAUGCGGUCGCGAUGGACAACCAGCUCGGGACAAAGCCCAAACAACCCCCGGCAGCAGAUAAACCACGUCACCACCUGGAUCGACGGAAGUUCCAUCUACGGAUCCUCGCAUUCCUGGAGUGAUGCUCUGCGCACCUUUACCGAUGGACUUCUGGCCUAUGGAUCGGACAAACAGUUGCCGAGGCAAAGUGUUGGCUUGAUUCGCUUGUGGAAGUUUGUAGAUCCAGCAACCAAACAAAAUGGACUCCAGGGACUUUACGAUUUUGGAAACGCAAAAGCAAACGAGAGUCCCUUCCUCAGAGCUCAAAACAUCAUCUGGUUCCGAUACCACAAUUACCAAGCCAAGCAACUCAAAGCCCAGAACCCCACGUGCACAGAUGAAGAAUUGUUCCAGAACGCAAGGAAAAUAGUGAUUGGAACCUUCCAGCGUAUCCUGUACUACGAGUGGCUACCUGCCUUCAUUGGACAAAAUGUGACUCAAUAUGGAGGCUACAAGAAAUACAUUGACCCCAGUAUUUCCCCUGAGUUUCAAGCUGCUGCUAUUAGAAUAAUGAACUCCAUGAUCCCCCCAGGAGUCUACAUGAGGAACAGAACCUGCCACUUUCGACGUGUUCAGAAUGUUCAUGGCGGAAUGGACCCAGCGCUUCGAGUGUGCAAUAAUUUCUGGAGUCGGGAGAAUCCAAAUUUUAAGAGUGCAGAAGACAUUGAUGAUCUGAUUCUAGGAAUGGCUUCCCAAAAAGCAGAGCAUGAGGACAAUAUCGUGGUGACAGAUCUACGAGAUUAUAUGUAUGGACCUAUGAGAUUUACAAGAUCGGACGUGGUGGCCCUCGACAUCCAGAGGAGUCGAGACAACGGUCUUCCAAGUUACAACCAAGCACGAGAGGCUCUAGAUCUUCAACCCAUCACAAACUGGGCUCUUAUUAACCCUGACCUCAACAGGACGAAUCCAGAGCUCAUAAACCGAUUAGCAGCGCUGUACAACAACGACAUAUCCAAACUGGAGCUGUUUGUCGGCGGCAUGCUGGAAAACAGCGAGAGCACUUCACGACUCUUUCCCAACAUCAUCAGAAAACAAUUUGAGCACUUACGGGAUGGGGAUCGAUUCUGGUUCGAAAAUACCAAGAAUGGAAUUUUUACCCAGGCAGAGCUUAGUAUCAUUUGGGCAACAACGUUUGGAGACGUUGUACUGGCAACAACGACUGCAGAGCCAGGGGACAUUCAGAAUGAAGUAUUCUACUUGAGAGAAGGUGACCCCUGUAGCCAGCCGGCACAGCUGACCGCUGAGGAUAUGGAGCCAUGUGUUGAGGUCAGCACGCUGCACUAUUUUCAGGGCAGUGGAGCGGGUUUCGGAAUACUCAUUGUGGCCCUCUGCUGUUUUCCUUUAGCGGCUUUACUUGUGGCUUUCAGUAUAAGUAUUUCACGAAAGAGAGAAAAGAGAAGAAUGCAGCCCAAGAAACCUUCUGUGAAGAAACAAAUUUCAGCAGGAGAAAAAAUCCAAGCCUCUGAAUGGCAAGGUCCCAAGGAUGCUCUGCGGCGUAUCAACAUUUCCCUUGAUUCCAAUAAGUGCAUUAAAGUCAAGGACAAUAAGCGAUCAGUACUCCGAAACAUCAAGCUUGGAAUGCAGACCCAUUUGGAUAUCAUUCAAUCCACUGACAAGGAACAACGAGCUUUGCUGCUGAAGGUCCCCAAGGAAUAUGAUCUGGUGCUGAUGUUCAAUGAUGAAGAGGAACGCGAAGAAUUUGUGGAGAAUUUAAAAACGUACCUGGAACAACACGGCUUACGUAUGCUGGUGCAUGAAGUGAAAGAACGAACACUGUUGAAGGAAGCUGUAACAAAGCAGCAUCGAAUUAAGAUCUUGGAUACAUUUUUCCGUCGUGUGUUCGCACAGGUUCUGGAGAUUGAGGGGACUGACGUUGGGAACUUUGACAAUGAAACCACCAAGAAAGCAAAAGAGUCUCUGACCUGCGAACUGACGAGUGCAGAGUUUGCGGACGCACUGGGAGUGAAGGAAGACUCCAUGUUCGUGGAGCAGAUGUUUUUACUGGCUGACAAAGAUGGAAAUGGCUACCUGUCGUUCCGGGAGUUCCUGGAUAUCUUUGUAAUCCUGAUGAAAGGUUCCCCAGAAGAGAAAUCUAAGCUCAUGUUUAAAAUGUAUGAUGUUGAUGGAAGUGGGUCCAUGUCGAAGGAAGAGUUCUCACAACUACUCAGAUCUUUCAUCGAGAUCUCUAACAACUGCUUGUCAAAAGAUCAGAUAGAAAAGGUGAUGGAGUCAAUGUUCAAAGAAGCUGGAUUUGAAAAUAAGGAGGAGUUAAUGUGGGAAGAUUUCCAUUAUUUGUUCCGAGAUCAUUACAAUGAGUUGGAGUUGGCUCAGCUCAAUGUGAAGGGUGCGAAAGACCAGGGUCGUGGCGGAGCCACUCGAGUUUCCUUCAUAACGAAGAAAAAGCAAGAGGAAAAGGUCGAAAAUACGGAAGCCAGCCAACCGAAGGCUAACGAACUGGAAGCAAGCCAGUCGGCAAGUCAGGACGGCUUUGUUAAGGACCUGCGGAAACGAUUUGGCAAAAAAAGUUCUCAACCGGCAAGAAAAGUGUUUGCAGAAGCAAAACGGGAAAAGCAAUCCAAAAACAAAUUUCAACAGAAGAUUUAUGAAUAUAUUCAAUACAUUCAAAACCAUCAACGCCAGAUUUUUUGCGCCCUGAUCUUCUUUGCUAUUACUGUCGGUGUCUUUACUGAGCGUGCUUACUAUUAUGCGGUUUUAAGAGAGCACUCUGGAGUGCCCCAAACCACAAGAGUCGGCCUGAUCAUUGCCCGUGGUUCAGCUGCAGCAGUGUCCUUUAUGUACUCCUACCUGCUUCUCACCAUGUGUCGUAACCUCAUUACUGUACUGCGCGAAACCUUCCUCAACCACUACAUUCCCUUUGAUUCAGCCGUUGACUUCCAUCGCUGGAUUGCAAUGGCUGCUGCCUUCUUCUCAGUACUCCACAGUGCAGCUCAUGCAGUCAAUAUCUACUCAUUCUCUGCUAAUCCACUCAAUGUUCUUGCUUGCCUCUUCCCUGGUGCAAUCUAUGAUGAUGGGUCCGAAAUACCCCUGAAGUUCCACUGGUGGUUUUUUCGCAAUAUUACAGGAAUGACUGGAGUUCUUCUUCUCUUUGUAUUUUCUUUUCUACACAUCUUUGCCUUGCACUACUUCCGGCGCAUCAGCUUCCGGGCAUUCUGGCUGUCACACCACCUCUACAUCGUGAUAUAUAUCUUGAUACUCUUGCACGGCAGUGCCGCGCUGCUUCAGCCACAGCGAUUCCAUAUCUAUUUUAUAAUCCCCACUGUGAUCUUUGUUGGAGAUAAGUUUGUCAGCUACAGCAGGAAGAAGAUCGAGAUAGCUGUGGUGAAAGCUCAGCUUCUGCCUUCAGGCGUUACUAACCUGGUAUUUAAACGGCCCAGAGAUUUUGAGUACAUGUCUGGUCAAUGGGUGCGUAUUGCGAGCCUUGUCUUGGGAACAAAUGAAUACCAUCCCUUCACCUUGACAUCAGCGCCUCAUGAAGAUACCCUCAGCCUUCACAUCCGGGCUGUGGGACCCUGGACUAUGCGCUUACGGGAAAUAUACUCAGCUGAAAGUGUUUCAUCUCUUGGUGGCUACCCAAAGAUCUACCUGGAUGGUCCUUUUGGAGAAGGCCACCAAGAGUGGAACAAGUUUGAAGUCUCUGUGUUGGUAGGAGGUGGGAUUGGCGUGACUCCUUUUGCAUCCAUCCUCAAAGACCUGGUCCACAAAUCAACAGUCAGCAGCAAAAUAUCCUGCAAAAAGAUCUACUUUAUCUGGGUGACUCGGACACAGAGGCAGUUUGAAUGGCUGGAAGAUAUCAUCCGUGAAGUUGAAGAUAUUGAUCAGAAAUCCCUGGUCUCUGUCCAUAUCUACAUCACCCAGCUCGCACAGAAGUUUGACCUGCGGACCACCAUGCUUUACAUCUGCGAACGUCACUUUCAGAAGGUGUCAAAUCGCAGCUUGUUCACCGGACUUCAAUCCAUCACACACUUUGGACGUCCGCAAUUUGUUCCAUUCUUUAAUUCACUUAUGGAUGUGCACCCUGAGGUUACCAAGAUUGGGAUAUUUAGCUGUGGACCUCCUGGGAUGACCAACAAUGUGGAAAAAGCUUGCAAACAAAUGAACAAGCGGCACAAAGUCCAAUUUAAUCAUCACUUCGAGAACUUCUAACCGAACAAACCCUCUACGUGAAACUUCUGGAAAAAUUCCGCUUCAUAAAUCUUCCUUAAAGUGAAGGAAUACUUUGCAC
Molecule: messenger RNA, 4936 nt
Organism: Leucoraja erinaceus (little skate)
Lineage: Eukaryota; Metazoa; Chordata; Chondrichthyes; Rajiformes; Rajidae
Product: dual oxidase 2-like
Exons: 34
Coding region: 208-4857 (1549 amino acids)
Biological process (GO): defense response; superoxide anion generation; response to oxidative stress
Cellular component (GO): plasma membrane; NADPH oxidase complex
Molecular function (GO): superoxide-generating NAD(P)H oxidase activity; peroxidase activity; calcium ion binding
Source: RefSeq, a predicted model, not a curated record